Messenger RNA from Argentina anserina (silverweed cinquefoil), 2473 nucleotides. Its product is annotated as transcription factor BIM1. Gene Ontology annotation, biological process: DNA-templated transcription. The coding region runs from base 394 to 2121 and encodes 575 amino acids. NCBI's taxonomy places the organism in Eukaryota, Viridiplantae, Streptophyta, Magnoliopsida, Rosales, Rosaceae. Gene Ontology annotation, molecular function: protein dimerization activity; DNA-binding transcription factor activity. The transcript is spliced from 12 exons. The record is from RefSeq and is a predicted model, not a curated record.
UCUCACACUCUUUCACAAAACACACAAACUCAGAACAACACGCGAGAGAGAGAGAGAGAGAGGUCAGCCUCCGACCUUCAUCUCCAAAUCCGUCGCCGAUUAUCAACCGGCGAAUUUGGAGAACUGCGGGAUUUGAGCUCAGACUUGAAGUGAAUUGCUCAUAAUUCGGAUUCAGGCAAAGUAACGAGUCUUUGAUCGGAGCUGCUGGCUGAGGAAAGGUUUGGAUUCCGACGACGGUGAAUGUGCAUCCGAUCAGGCACUGAAGAUUUUCCAGAGGUUAGACACGGAUCUGUGAACAAUUGAGUCGCGGGGAAUUCUAUCAACUUCAAUAAUCGGAUAAUUCUCUGAAUAUUGAGCUUGAUUUUCAGCAACAGAAUUGUGUCCGUACAAAUCAUGGAGCUGCCUCAGCCCCGUCCGUUCGGAGGCGGAGGAACAAAACCAACGCAUGAUUUUCUCUCAUUGUAUAGCACCAGUGAUUCCACUGCCCAACAAGAUCCAAGGCCACCUUCUCAAGGAGGUUACCUUGAAACUCAUGACUUCCUACAACCGCUUGAACGAAUGGGAAAGACCUGUGCCAAAGAAGAAACCUCGGUUGAGAUCAUAUCACCAAGUAGAAGCAGUGUUGAAAAGCCCACAUGGGUGGCGCAACGGCCGACUUCUGUUGAGCACGUUCUUCCUGGUGGGAUUGGGACUUACAGUAUAAGCCACAUUUCGUAUUUUAAUCAAAGGGUUCCAAAACCAGAGGAAAACGUAUUCCCGGUUGCUCCUCAAGCAAGUAGUACUCAUGAAAGGAAUGAUGAAAACUCAAACUGCAGUUCUUAUGCUGGAAGUGGUUUCACUCUGUGGGACGAAUCUGCAGCAAAGAAGGGAAAGACAGGGAAGGAGAAUGUGGCAGAAAGACCAGGUUUACGAGAGCAAUGGACAUCGUCAGAGAGGCCAUCACAGUCAUCUUCGACUAAUAACCGUAACUGCUUCAGCUCUCAGUCAUCUGGGCAGAAGAACCUGAGCUUCAUGGAGAUGAUGAAGUCUGCCGCCAAGGGUUGCACCCCGGAAGACGAACUUGAUGAUGAGGAAGAGUUUUCUCUGAAAAAGGAGAUGUCCACUACUACAACCACAGCCACUACCCCCUAUAACGGAGAGCUAAGCGUUAAAGUUGAUGUUAAGAGCUCUGAUCAGAAAGCGAACACUCCACGGUCCAAACAUUCUGCCACUGAACAACGAAGGAGGAGUAAAAUAAAUGACAGGUUCCAAAUGUUGAGAGAGAUCAUUCCUCAUAGUGAUCAAAAGAGAGACAAGGCAUCAUUUUUAUUAGAGGUUAUCGAAUACAUUCAGUAUCUACAGGAAAAAGUAACCAAGUAUGAGGUUCCAUACCAAGGAUGGAACCAAGAUCCAGCAAAAUUGAUGCCUUGGCAUGAUAUCGAACAGGGAAACAAUCACAAGCUUGGGGAAAGUUACUGUGAUCAAUCUCGAGGUGUGAAUGGUGGAUCUGCUCCUGCAUUAGUGUUUGCUGCUGCAAAAUUUGAGGAGAAAAGUACUUCGGUGUCUCCUACUAUUCCUGGAAGUGCUCAGAACCCAGUAGAGUCUGAUACAAGUACUGAAACUACAUUCAGAGCCAAGGAUCACCAUGGCGGAAUAACAAACAAGGCAAUUCCCUAUCCUCUAUCAAUGCAGUCGAACUUCAUGACACCCGUCAGGAGUGGUACUGCAGCACCUCCAUUUCCACCCAGAUUGCCAUCUGAUGCAGAGACCGCAUCAUCUCAUCCUCGCUCCAUGUUUUUUCCAAAAUCAUGUACUGCUGAUGCUGGUGGAAUUAGUGAUAAGCUAAAAGAACAUGAACUUACAAUUGAAGGCGGAAGAAUUAACAUCUCGAGUGUGUACUCUCAAGGGUUAUUAAAUACUCUUACACAAGCACUGCAGGACUCUGGUGUGGAUUUGUCACAGGCAAGCAUCUCUGUGCAAAUCGAGCUUGGGAAGCAAUCAUGUAGUAGAACGGCUGUACCGAAAUCCAUUGUCAAGGAAAAUGAGAUUCUUUCCAUGACUCCAACAAACAAGCACUCUAGAACUUCAGUCGGUGAAAACUCAGAACAAGUCCAAAAGAAGCUCAGGACAGGCAGAAACUAAUAUAACAAGUCUAAAAUUAUAUUUACUGUUAUUAUUACCAUUAUUUAUUUAUAAUUUUACACGAUUAAUUCAUUUUUUGGGAGAUCCCUUCUAUUCGAGUAAAGGGGUGUUUACUCAAGUCAUCUGCUGGUCUAUAACCUACCCAGUAGAGACUGAGAUUGAUUGUAAAUGUAGAGUCCUACUCUUACAGUUAGAAUUCGUUGGGAUCCAUAUAUAGAUUUCCCAACAUAAGAUCAUUCUGUUGUUGUGCUAUUUGUAAUCAUCGUUAUUGAGAAGCUGCCUUUUCUGUUCAAGGCUUCCUUGGUGCAAAUUUCUUGCGCUUGUAUGAUUCUUAUCGAUAAUAAUGUUUCAC